AAUACUUUGCAAAUUGCAAUUAGGUUGCAGCUGUCGGUUCCGAGUUUCCGACUCCAUACUCUCCAGUCUCCACUUCUCCAAUCUCCAGUCUCACACUCUCACUCUCCCGGUCUCCCCGAGUUCAGACUUCAGAACUUCAGAUCGGUCAUCGGUGGUGGAGGAAUCUCCCGGUCCCCAGUCUCCAGUCUCCAGUCUCACUCUCCUGGUCUCCAGCCACCGAGCUACCUCCUCGGGCCUCGGCUCCUCCGCCAGUCCGCCACCGUCCACUGAGCAACAUCCACGGCUGACGGCUCCACUGCGGACCUGUGGACUGCGGUCUGCAUCUCUGGAUUCCCUGCAUCUACAGCCCAGACAGCCCUGCUCCUUGAACUCUUGAUUCUCGAAGGCAUCAAAUCUUCAAACUUCAAUCCCUGAAGGGCUGAAUCUUAGAUUCUCAGGAUAAAAUACAAUAUUGAAAAUACCCUUUUCGAGUGACGAGAGGGCCAACAAGCCCAAAAGAUACUCCAAACAAGUUGGGCCGGGCAACUUCAUGUUAGUAAUCAAGAAACCCGACUCUUGCUCAACACCAUACGCUAGCCUCUGCUUCCAGAAGCCGUCUUCACUUCGGCCAGGAUUAUCAUCAUACACCACUAAUGAAGGACUCAGGCAGAUGUUUUCACCUUUUGGAGAUGUUACAGAAGCUAGGUUAGUUAUAGAUCGUGAAACUCAAAGGCCAAAAGGUUUUGGUUUUGUGACAUACAAGUCUGUGGUUGAGGCACAGAAGGCUUUGAAGGUCAUGGAUGGCAGGAUGGUUAAUGGGAGGCUACUUUUUGUUGAAGUUGCAGAGACUGAAAGGCAUUCAGAGGAAAUCAGCUCUUGAUGGUCAUUAUGUUGUUCCAUAUGUGUUUAUCUUUGCCACUUGUUUCGAAUUUGGUAGAUUAGUUUGAUUUACUGAAACUCUGAAAGUUCUUUGAACUCUUUGUUCACUUUGAUCUUCUAUAAUAUAACUGAUUUCACAGCAGCAACA
Molecule: messenger RNA, 1006 nt
Organism: Rosa chinensis
Lineage: Eukaryota; Viridiplantae; Streptophyta; Magnoliopsida; Rosales; Rosaceae
Product: small RNA-binding protein 11, chloroplastic
Exons: 5
Coding region: 530-859 (109 amino acids)
Molecular function (GO): RNA binding
Source: RefSeq, a predicted model, not a curated record